GGGGGCGGGGUGAAAGGUCACAGCGCGGCGGCGGGUCGGGCUGGCGGCUGCGGUGGCGGAGGGCGGGAGGCGAGUGCCCCGCGUGCACGUGUGGAGAAGCGGCGGCACCAGCGCGGCGGCGGGAGGCACCCCCGCCCCCUCUGGAGACGCAGGGCCGCGCUCGACUCUCGCGGCCUCCGUCACCCGCUCAGCUCCCUGCCCUAAGCGAGGAGGCCGGCUUGCGGGGUGGAGUGGCCCGAGCUGAGGGCGCGGAGAGCUCAGGGCGGCGACGACAACGGCGUUGAUAUCGGUGGUAACAACGGCCUCAGCAGGCGGGGAAGAUGAAAGGUAGCCGGAUCGAGCUGGGAGAUGUGACACCACACAAUAUUAAGCAGUUGAAGAGAUUAAACCAGGUGAUCUUUCCAGUCAGCUACAAUGACAAGUUCUAUAAGGAUGUGCUGGAGGUUGGCGAGCUAGCAAAACUUGCCUAUUUCAAUGAUAUUGCAGUAGGUGCAGUAUGCUGUAGGGUGGAUCAUUCACAGAAUCAGAAGAGACUUUACAUCAUGACACUAGGAUGUCUGGCACCAUACCGAAGGCUAGGAAUAGGAACUAAAAUGUUAAAUCAUGUCUUAAACAUCUGUGAAAAAGAUGGCACUUUUGACAACAUCUAUCUGCAUGUCCAGAUCAGCAAUGAGUCUGCAAUUGACUUCUACAGAAAGUUUGGCUUUGAGAUUAUUGAGACAAAGAAGAACUACUAUAAGAGGAUAGAGCCAGCUGAUGCUCAUGUGCUGCAGAAAAACCUCAAAGUCCCUUCUGGCCAGAACGCAGAUGUGCAGAAGACAGACAACUGAACAAAUUACAGAUGAACUUUCUUGCACUUGCUUGUCGCCAAAUAAAAGAGAGGCCCAUUGAUCCCCCCCCCUUUCUUUUAAACCUUUCCCCCUUCCUCGUUCUUGUGUUUCCUCCUUUCAAAACUUCCUUCCCUUUCCUCUAAAAGUUUUAAACUUUUAAGGAUUUAUUAAUCAUGUUUGGAUUGUUUUAGUUUUCUUAUUUUUAUGAGGUUGUUUGAUUGUAGGAAGGAGAAGGUAUAGAUCUAUUUAGUUUCACAGUUAAGAUAUAUGGUCCCGAAAACUUGAGUGUCAAUUUCAUUUUUUUUUUUUAAUGUCCUGCUUUCACAUUGAAGGGCAGAGCCUACAAAAUAUUGUAUAUUUCAAAGGACAAGAAGCAGCAGCAGCAAUAUCUUGUUCUCUAACUCAUAGACAAGUUUAGUGUGUUUGUGGUACUUUGGGGUUUUCAAGAUUUUGUGGGAUACUAAUCCCUAUACAUUGCCUUCACUCCACCUUUUGUCCUUCUGAGUAUUAUCUCAGGAGUUGGACCAUUGUUAUCCUUGUAAGAAAUACUAAGUUUAUUUUGUUCUGUUAAGCAGUUAUUUCUUCCUUCCUCGCUGGUGGCUGACGGUGGCUGGGACAGUCUGAGUAAGUAGUAUUAUACUUUGGUCUCAGCAUUUGAGUUAAACUGCUUUUUGCUAAUGAGUGGGCUGGUUGUUAGCAGGUUUAUUUUUCCUGCUGUUGAUUGUUAGAAGUGGCAUUAACUUUAGGAGUGUGGGCUGGUGAGAUUAAUUUUUUUUAAUAUCCCAGCUAGAGAUAAUGGCCUUUAACUGACCUAAAGAGGUUUGUUGUGAUUUGCUUUUUUUUCUCCUGUCCUUUUUCUUCAGUAAAUCCACAAUAGUUAGUCAAACCUUAAAAAUGGAGUUGAUGUCCUUAUAGGUCAAUGCCCCUAAAUAAACCUGAAGCAGGUGUUGUCUCUUGGACAUAUUAAAAAAUACCUAAAAGGAAGCUUAGAUGGACUUGUGGCACAAUAAAUGCAUUUAAUGUCAGCUAAUGCAGACGGUUAGAAGUGUGGCCACUGAGCAUUUGAUUUUAGAGGAAGGAAUAUCUAGACAGUAUUUUUGAGAAUAACAUAGCUGUGCUAAUUGCUUAUCUGUUGGAGAACAUCCCAGAUUUGCUUACAUUCUGUGCCUGUGAUAUUGAGUUUAAGGAUUUGGGGGUGGGGGAAUUAUUAAACAUAUUGCUUCUAUUCUUGGAAAAAGUAGAAGUCUAGAAGUGUUAAUAACGCAAAUGUCACUGUGACCUCCUCUACUGACAGGACUGGUUUAUGCCAGAUCGUUUCCUGGCACAUAGGGAGUGGCUUUGACGGGUCGAUAACUUUUUGUAAGAUAGAAGACAUCUGAAAUUCUCAUGUUUUCCUCCAUAAUCCCAUCUCCAAUAUUUAAAAUUUUCUACAUUGCCAAUACUGGUGGCCCAAGAAAUGUUUUCAUUAGACUUUAAAACAAUGCACAGAGCUUGAAUUUUCUGUCAUUUGACUUUAAAAGGAAGAUUGAUUCAUAAUAUUUAUCCUCUUAUGUAAAUUCUGGCAUAAAAGUUUCAUCUCUUCAAAUAUGUUGAAUGACAAAAUUAUUUUACACAAUGUUUAUGCACAUUUUAUAAUCUUAAGUUCUUAUUUGAGAAUGUAAAAAUACAAGGUACAAUAGACUUCAGCAGUCUUAGUUGAGUGCCAAGUAUAAUAUAGAAAAGGAAGAUAGUUGAUAAAUGAAUUUAUAGGGUUAUAAUCUUAAGAUAGUAAAAAUGUAGAAAGACCAUGCUGGUUUCUUGGGUAUCCGUUUCUUAAGCAGUCCAAAUCUAAGCUUAGAAGAAAAGUUUAGCAUUAAGCACCUUUACCUUCAUGGAUAAGCUUCAGCUUGCUCUUGCCAAGAGAAGAAUGCUUGAGUUACAGAAGGCAUAAUUAGUUUGAAGAUUCAGCCUUUUUGUAAACUUCGCAUAUCAGAAUAGAUUUUGAUAUAUAAAUGAGUUUUGUGAGAUGACACUGCCUCUAUUUCUAUAACCAUUUCACCUGGACUAUCUAAUCAGUCCUAUGAAUGUAUCCCUGAAUGUGGUUAAUGAAAACCGAAUAGCUGCCUCAUGACAAUUAAGUACAUAUUAUUUAUGGAGGAAAAAAUAUUAAAUUUUGAAUUGAGUGUGUAGGCUCCCUAUCAUUUUAGUGUUUCUUUUUCCACACUAGUCACUGACUUUAACCUAAAUUGUAAGUGUUUGUAAAGGGUGAAUUGUCCUACAUCAAACUUACAUGAAAUAAUUCCAUCCACUUAUGGAGGAGGAGGAUGUAGAAGAGGUGGAAGCUGGGCACUAGUUCACGUGCCUAUGAGUCAGUAAAGACUGAAAUAAUGUCCCAUGUUCAGUUGGUUAUUUUGAUAAAAAUUAUCGUUGAGGUAAAUUCUAUUAACUGGAAGAUCACAGGAUAUAUCCAUCAUAUUUUUCAGGGUAGAUAGUUUUUUUCUGUAGGGCAAAUAGAUAAACAUUAUAUUGUAUGGUAAUUGCAUUUAGGUUCUAAAGAAAAGAAUCAGCAGAGAAAUCUAUGCAAUAUAUAAUUUGUCCAGAUUAGUUUUCAUUUGGGGAAAGAAGUUCUGAAAUAUCCCCAAAGUGGCUUACUCAUCAAUUGAAAGUCCUCCAAAAAUAGAACUAUUGGGAAACCAUGACAUAUGGGGUGGAAAAGAAAAGCUCUCCCUCAGUUUUUUGGAGGGAAUAACUUUAAAAAUACUUAAAUAGCUGAGUUUAUUUGGUGCAGUUAAGAUUUAAACUUGUUGAUUUUAACAUUGCUGUUACAUCUGAAAUAAACUUACAUGAUGUUCUGGUAGUAAUCUGUGAUGUCUGGUAAAUGUCAAAGAAAUGUAAAUGCAUUGUGUUGAAUUCUGAGAUCAGCAACUAUAUAUGUAGUCAUUGUUUACUGUUGCCCAUACUGGUUUAUGUACUUUCACUUUUCUUUAAGAACUAACUUAAAACUAAUUAAAAUAGGCCAAGUGUAAUUAAGGCCUCCUAA
Molecule: messenger RNA, 3849 nt
Organism: Globicephala melas (long-finned pilot whale)
Lineage: Eukaryota; Metazoa; Chordata; Mammalia; Artiodactyla; Delphinidae
Gene: NAA50
Product: N-alpha-acetyltransferase 50, NatE catalytic subunit
Biological process (GO): mitotic sister chromatid cohesion
Cellular component (GO): NatA complex
Molecular function (GO): N-acetyltransferase activity
Source: RefSeq, a predicted model, not a curated record